UCUUAUUUCAUAGUGUUCCAUGGCUUUCAAUUGUUUUGUCUAAAUGUUUUUCAUCGAGCAAAAUAUUUAAUCUUCUAUAAAGUCAAAAUUUUUCCAGCUAAUCCGUUUUUAUUACACGAAAAACCAAUAUUACGAGUAAUGAACACGUAUUGGAUUUGUUCCGAAUUUAUUCGCUAGGAUCAUUCAUUGUCAUCACUUUCACUUUUCACACGAUUUGCUAUAAUAGUGGUUCUAGUGUGCAUUGAGGCGCUGUCGCCAUGGAUGACACCAUGUCGACCCUAACGAAAAUGACCCGCACGGUGAAAAAACUGGAGGUGCCCAGACCCUUGAAAUCGACGACCAGUUCUGCACACAACCGCAAUUCUGUGUUGGACGUCAAAAUAAACUCUGUUGAUGACCUCAUAGUGUUGACAGAAGCGGUAGCAUAUCAAAUGAUGCAGGGUAAUUAUGACCGUGCUCUCCAAAGUAAUGUGGCCACCAUGUACUCUAAUCUAAAGCUUUAUGGUGCCCAGCUCGAAGCUCUUUACAAGGAUUUUCUUGAUAGAUAUUUUGUUGUGUUCCGCAAUGGUUCACAAGACGAGAGGCUUGAUAAGAAAACUAGACUUCAUCUACUUGAGCUGAUAGAGCUGCGCGCUAAACUCUGGCAGGGCUCCGACUACAUGAGUCAAUAUUAUAGACAUCGCGGCACCCACGCAGAGCCACUGCUGGUGCCGACGAUGGAGGGGUCGGGUUCGGGUGGCUCGGUGUCCCCGACGCUGGCUGCGCCCGCCGAGCCGCCCUCGCUGCUCGGCCCCGGCGAGAUCAUCAAGCCGUCGGGCAAGUUCCCCAAGCCCACCAAAAUCCCCGGCAAAAACUAUUCCAAGGACGAGGUCGUCAUCAGGAAUGCCGACUCCGGGAAAGUGAUGGGUAUCAAGGGCAGGAGGGUGCACAUGAUCGAGGAGCUAAGUGACACGAUUAUAUCGUUUCAGCGAGUAAGUCCUGGUGCAAAGGAGCGCCUCGUCCAAAUCACGGGGCCGAAUGAAGAGAAUGUAAACCACGCGAAGCUGCUGAUCGGCGACACGAUCCGUCGCAACGCGUCGCCGGUGCGGCUGGAGGGCUCGCUGGAGGGCGGCGCGCUGGCCGGCUCGCGCGCCUCGCUGGACUCCGCCGGCUCCGACGACGCGCCGCGCCCCAGGGAGAAAUCUCCUCACAAUUCUCGGGCUUUACUUCAUAGCUUCUCUACGAAUGACGCUGCAUUAGGGGAAUAUAAGUACACUGUGACUUUUGGGCAACAUUCCAUUAAGAUCACGGGCAAUAAUUUGGAUCUUGUUAAGACUGCGAAGUUAGUGUUAGACGAGUACUUCGAGAGCGCCGGCGCCCUGGAGGCGAUGGGCGCGGGCUCGGGCGACUUCUUCACGCUGUCGCAGCGGCCCGCCGCCGCGCUGCUGCUGCGCGACGACGCCGCGCUCAACGGCAACGACGACGACGUGUUCGUGCCCGCCGACAGCGACAGCGCCGCGGCGGGGGAGGGCGAGCUGGCGCCGCGCCGCCCGCGCUUCUCGCGCGCCACCAGCAUUGACAAGAACCAAGGCGGCGGCGGCGCGCGGCAGACGUACACGUACGAGACGCUGGUGCAGUACGCGGACUCGCCGCUGAGCAAGCUGCCGCCGCACGGGCUGGGCGCGUUCCCGGCCGAGCUGGCGCGCAAGAGUUGCCUGGAGUUCGACAGCGCCAGCUACCUGAAGAAGGUGCGUGCAGCGGGCGGCACUACAGUGGCCGCCGUAGACGCGCCCGACUCGCCUGAGCCCGAGUAAAUCUCUUCGCCGCGGUUCGCUCGCCUCGCACGCAAUCUUCACACUGCACACGAUACUACAAAAUUGUUCUUAAUAUUAUUAGUUCAUAAUACGUAGGCAACAAAGGCACGUACGACUGUAACACGGUACGCACCCACGCGAGCGAACCUGCCGAUGCGCACGUUAUGGCAGCUGAGUCACCGGAGGCCGCUACGGACUGUUACGUUCCUCUACUUGGGCGCCACUGAGACGAAGCGACGUAUUGCUUUACGUACGAGCGCCUCGUUUCAAGCCUUGUUAAACGAGUCCGUUUUAUUAGAACACUUUUUUUUAGCGAGCUUCACUUUAAACACUAAUUUAGCAGACUUAAUUUAAAGUAUUAGCACACCAAAAUAUUUAUUUUUUUAGUGGUGGUAUCGUAUACCUCAUUUUGUGAAUUUUUAUUUCAUAAAUUAGCUGUGGAUCUGAUUAUAAAAAUGUGAUAAAAACUGCUUAAAUGCUAACUUGAUUUACACAAAUCCACAGUCUCACGUUGAUCUCCCAUCAAUGUUUUUAUUAUUUCCAACUUAACAUCAAACGUUUCAGACCAUUUUCAGCUAAAUGUCAAUUCUUCUAGCUAAAAAAGAUUGACAUUUUCAUUGAUAUUUUGUUGUAUAUAUUAUUGACUCUGUUAGUUUGGGAUAUCAUAGAGUGAUUCCAUUUAUUAUUAUAAGAAGAAUGCAUGCAUUUCUUUCGUGUGUUUGUAUACUCAUUUUCAGACUUUCUAGUGUCUAGUCCUGACGAGUAGAUGUGUCGAUUCUCACUAUAUCGUAAGCUUUUAUAUUUCUGAGAAAGCCUGCCAAUCUAAUACAUACUAUAUUAUUAGAGAUUAUAUGUUAUAUUUUUCUUUAUAUUAUUUGUUGUAUUAUUUUUGUUGUUUAAUUAGAGCUUUUAAAAUAAACUUGCUGUGCACUAAACCAAAUAAUUACUGUAGUGAGAACUAUUAUAAUAUAUCUAACGUACAUUUUUGUCGAUUGUCAGGCUUUCUUAUAUUUGGACGGUUAUAGUAGGUUAUCUUAAAACACUAAACCGGAGAAAUGAUUGAUGAUCUUCAUAUUACGAAAAUUCCUUGUUAUUUCGUAUAACAAUAACAUCGUCACUCGCUCACCUUAUUUUUAAAAUAGAAAGUAUUAAACUGUUAAAUUAUGAGUGGCAGGUAUUAAUUAAAAGACUAUAUUAUUUAAUUUAUUUACUUUGAUGAGGCUAGCGAGUGAUUCUUUACAAUUUAAACUUCGGGUAAAAUACUAUAAAAAUAAUUGGUGCUUACUCCUUGGGGAAGUAUUAUCGUUGAAUUUGUAAUUAAAGAUUUAUGUUUACACAUUUGUUUUUAUAUCAUAGACAUAUGGCUAUAAUUGUGAAAAUUGAUAUACUAAAUUUUCUAAUAAGGAAA
Messenger RNA from Trichoplusia ni (cabbage looper), 3201 nucleotides. RefSeq names its product eukaryotic translation initiation factor 4E-binding protein Mextli (gene mxt). Gene Ontology annotation, biological process: regulation of formation of translation initiation ternary complex; positive regulation of translation. The transcript is spliced from 13 exons. Gene Ontology annotation, cellular component: cytoplasm; RNA cap binding complex. The coding region runs from base 258 to 1793 and encodes 511 amino acids. Lineage: Eukaryota; Metazoa; Arthropoda; Insecta; Lepidoptera; Noctuidae. Gene Ontology annotation, molecular function: RNA binding; eukaryotic initiation factor 4E binding; translation initiation factor activity. The record is from RefSeq and is a predicted model, not a curated record.